GUCGGUCCACGGUACAACCGCUUUACGCAAAGACCUGGCCUCCCGCUCCCCACCGGCCACCACUACGGCUCGGCUUCGUGGCAGUACAGCAGGGGUCAGAUCCGGCCGACACUUCGUCGCCAAGCUCGCCAUCCCCUCUUCCUUCCUUCCUUGCCCGGCAACGUCGAGGCCGCCUGCAAGUUCCCGCCCCGGCCUCAACCGGAUCUGCGCUCAGCAUGGAUAGGGAAGCCAAGAAAGAAGCGUUCAGGAAGUAUCUUGAGUCCAGUGGUGUGCUCGAUACCCUCACGAAAGUUCUUGUUGCGUUGUAUGAGGAGAAUGAUAAGCCUUCGUCUGCGGUUGAGUUUGUUCAGCAGAAGCUGGGCGGCCCAUCAAUUUCUGACUAUGAGAAGCUCAAGGCAGAGAAGUUGGAUUUGCAAUUGAAGUAUAAUGAGCUUCUAGAUACCCACAAGGAUACAUGCAGACAGCUGGAGGAACUUAAGAAUAUGAAGUAUGGUGCACCUUGGAACUGAAACAACGGGUGUUGACAUUGUAAAUUUGUCGUGCAGCAUGUAUCUUUAGGCAAAAAAUCAACAGUUGUCUGGAGCAUUGCUGAGUUGUACAAAAUCAAAUCAUCUCUUGCUGAAUUCAUCUCUACUCAGAUGCAUUCAUGUAUCCCAUUUUGCCCCUAUUGGUUAUGAAAGCACCCAAUCCACUCCCGGUCCCA
Panicum hallii is the source of this 703-nucleotide messenger RNA. Its product is annotated as c-Myc-binding protein homolog. Gene Ontology annotation, biological process: regulation of DNA-templated transcription. Gene Ontology annotation, cellular component: nucleus. Gene Ontology annotation, molecular function: transcription coactivator activity. NCBI's taxonomy places the organism in Eukaryota, Viridiplantae, Streptophyta, Magnoliopsida, Poales, Poaceae. The record is from RefSeq and is a predicted model, not a curated record. The coding region runs from base 216 to 509 and encodes 97 amino acids. The transcript is spliced from 5 exons.